AUGGAGCCUCAAUACUUCUACAUCAAUUGAGGAAACUACUGACGAAAACCAAUGGAAUUUUGAAGAUCUCUACAACUUGUAUUAUCUUGAUCAACUAGAUGCCUACGUUGAUACAAAAACUUCUGUUGAUAUUGUUGCAGUUGUAUUAAGUGCUGAUCCAAUAAAAAAAAUCCACACAAAGUCUGGACCUGCAAAUAUUCAAGAAUUUCUCCUUGUUGAUCAAAGCUUACAACCCAAAACUUUAACUAUGUGGGAUGAACUAACUGAGACCGUUGGAAAAACAAUAUGUGAAAUUCUUCCACAAAAUCCUAUUAUAAUAGGAACACGCCUGAAAGUUGUUUCACACAACGGUAUAUCUUUAUCAUCCAAACAACAAAGUUCAUUUAUUAUUAAUCUUACAAAUAUUCCACAAAUAAAUGAGCUUCGUCAAUGGAGCAUUAACAAUGAAGAAUACCUUGCUGCCAUUAUCAAUGAGAAAAGACUCUUCCCAAGUCAAACUGUUCUAAGAACUCCUCAAUAUAAUAAUAUCAUUACUAUUAAUGGCAUUCAAAAUCUUCCACAAGAGCAAACUACUUUUUGGAUAAAUGCAUCAAUCUCCAUCAAGAAUUUAAGACAACCCUUCUGGUACAUGACUUGCAUAAAAUGCCGUCAGAAAGCAGAUCUUGACAAUCAAACAUCAUGUUUUAACUGCUACAACUGCAACGAAUCAUCUGUUGAGACAAUUCCAAGGUGCCGCUUUCAAGCUCAACUAACAGACCACACAGGCUCACUAAUAGCAACGUUCUUCGGCGAAAAUGCAGAAAAGAUGUUAAAUUGUACCGCACAAGAGCUUAUUCACAUCCCAAGUGAUCAAAACAUAUCAUCGGUUGCAAGGCUUUCUACAGUGAGUAAAUUUUUUAUUUACUUAAAAGCAAGAGCGGAUGCAUAUAGUGGUGGGAGUCAAACCAAAUACAAUGUUAUCUCACUGCUCGAAAGUGAUAGUGAAUCAAGCACUUCAAAUACUACGAAUGAUACUUGAAGUAUCUGCAAAAUAAUAUAAAUAAAUAUAUAAAUUAUGUACAAAUAUUAUAAAUACUAUGUAAAAUAUAUUUAAAUAAUAAACAUCUUAUG
Molecule: messenger RNA, 1110 nt
Organism: Cannabis sativa
Lineage: Eukaryota; Viridiplantae; Streptophyta; Magnoliopsida; Rosales; Cannabaceae
Product: replication protein A 70 kDa DNA-binding subunit B-like
Exons: 8
Coding region: 248-1018 (256 amino acids)
Source: RefSeq, a predicted model, not a curated record